AUGGAGUUAUAUGAGAAUGAUGAAGAUUUCAACAAUCUAACGCUCUUUCGCCCUCUUCUUCAAAUUAAGACCCACUCGCACAAGGCCGCUAAUUUCCUGGCAGUGGCAUCAUUGGCAAAAGCUGAGCCUUUAAAGAUAAUUAUAUUAGGAGCUCCUGCUUCUGGUAAGGGUACUCAAUGUGAGCUUAUCAUAGAGAAAGAUGGCUUGCUGCAUAUCUCUGCUGGAGAUUUCCUGGGGGCUGAAAUUGCUUCAGGAAGUAAAAAUGGGAAGCGGGCAAAGGAAUACAUGGAGAAAGGACAAUUGUUACAUGAUGAAAUUGUUUUCAUGAUGGUGAAGGAUUGUUUGUCACAGUCCUAGGAGCUUGUCACAGGUCACUGCUCUUGAGAAAUUUGGUUUCCAGCCGGAUGUUUCAUUCUCUUGGAAGUCACAGAAGAUAUUCUUGUUGAGACAGUUGUAGGUUGAAUCCUGUAACAAGGAAGAUAUGCCACUUGGAUCCUGUGGGUCAUUUAUUGUUCUUUGGUAAAGCUACUUUUGCGUACUUAUCAUCAGAAUGUGGAAGCAGUGCUUUCAAUGUAUGAAGGCAACAAUUAAGG
Messenger RNA from Mangifera indica (mango), 593 nucleotides. Its product is annotated as adenylate kinase 2, chloroplastic-like. The record is from RefSeq and is a predicted model, not a curated record. Gene Ontology annotation, biological process: nucleoside triphosphate biosynthetic process. Bases 1 to 357 code for a protein of 118 amino acids. The transcript is spliced from 8 exons. Gene Ontology annotation, molecular function: nucleoside diphosphate kinase activity; ATP binding; AMP kinase activity. Gene Ontology annotation, cellular component: cytoplasm. Lineage: Eukaryota; Viridiplantae; Streptophyta; Magnoliopsida; Sapindales; Anacardiaceae.